CCCGCUGCUGCCCCGCCCCGCACCGGCCGCGCUCCUCCCGCCGCGCUGGCACCGCCGCUGCUGCCCAGGUGAGGAUCGCCGCGGGAGCCGGGAACCUCCUGUACCAUGCGAGGAUGUGCCCGCGGCCUCGCUGACCUGCCCGGCCCCGGCCCCGCUGCCCGUCCCGCCCGGCACCAUGGGAGGAUGCUUCUCCAAGCCCAAACCAGUUGAAGUGAAAAUUGAAGUUGUGAUACCUGAGAAGGAGAGAAGCAAGGAGGAGAUGUCACCCAAUGGGAAAGCCAGCCCUCUGAUCUACAAAGUCAACGGGACUGCCCGGCACUACCACCUUGAGGAGCAUCCAAUUGCCAGCAACCCCUACCACAACCCCAAGGAUGUGGUAGAAGCAUCUGUGUGCCACGUAAAGGACCUGGAGAAUGGACAGAUGCGGGAAGUGGACCUGGGCUGCGGGAAGGCUCUGCUCAUCAAGGAGAGUGGGGAGUUCCACGCCGUGGGACACAAGUGUCCCCACUAUGGGGCUCCGCUGGUCAAAGGGGUUUUGUCCAAAGGAAGAGUCCGCUGUCCCUGGCAUGGAGCUUGCUUCAACAUCGGCACGGGUGACAUUGAGGACUUCCCUGGCUUGGAUAGUUUACCCAGGUUCCAGGUGAAGAUUGAGAAGGAGAAGGUAUACAUCCGAGCAAGCAAGCAGGCUCUUCAGACACAGAGGAGGACAAAGAUGAUGGCAAAGUGCAUCUCCUUGAGCAACUACAACCUGAGCAGCACCAAUGUGCUGAUCAUUGGUGCAGGAGCCGCUGGGCUGGUCUGUGCAGAGACCUUGCGCCAGGAGGGUUUCUCUGACCGGAUUGUGAUGUGCACCAUGGACAGACACUUGCCCUAUGACAGACCAAAGCUCAGUAAGUCAAUGGAUUCCCACCCUGAGCAGAUUGCCCUGCGCCCCAAGGAGUUCUUCUGCACCUAUGACAUUGAAGUCCUGACUGAAAUGCAGGUGGCGGCUGUGGAUGUCAAGAGCAAGAUAGCUGUGUUCAAGGAUGGGUUUAAGAUGGAGUACAACAAGCUGCUGAUAGCAACGGGAAACACGCCCAAAACUCUCAGCUGCAAAGGUAAGGAGAUGGAAAACGUUUUCAACAUCCGGACGCCUGAAGAUGCCAAUCGUGUGGUGAAGCUGGCCACGAGCAAGAAUGUUGUGAUCGUGGGAGCAUCCUUCCUGGGGAUGGAGGUGGCCGCCUACCUCGCAGACAGGGCCCACUCGGUGUCCCUGGUGGAGCUGGAGCACGUCCCCUUCAAGAAGUUCUUUGGGGAGAGGGUUGGCCGUGCUGUCAUGAAGAUGUUUGAGAACAACAGGGUGAAGUUCUACAUGCAGACAGAGGUGUCGGAGCUGCGGGAGCAGGAGGGGAAGCUGAAGGAGGUUGUGCUGAAGAGUGGCAAGGUGCUGCGUGCCGACGUCUGUGUCGUGGGCGUUGGUGCAGUCCCAGCGACAGGCUUCCUCAAGCAGAGCGGCAUCAACAUCGACUCCAAGGGCUUCAUCGUGGUCAACAAGAUGAUGCAGACCAACAUCCCAGGGGUCUUUGCUGCUGGAGAUGCUGUCACAUUUCCAUUGGCCUUGAGGAAUAACAAGAAGGUGAAUGUCCCCCACUGGCAGAUGGCCCACAUGCAUGGCCGCAUCGCCGCGCUGAACAUGCUGGCCCACGGCACGGAGAUCAGCACUGUCCCGUACCUGUGGACAGCCAUGUUCGGCAAGAGCAUCCGAUACGCGGGUCAUGGGGAAGGAUUCGAUGACGUUGUCAUUCAGGGAGAUCUAGAUGAACUGAAGUUUGUGGCAUUUUAUACCAAGAGUGACGAGGUGGUGGCUGUGGCCAGCAUGAACUACGACCCAAUCGUGUCCAAGGUGGCCGAGGUCCUGGCUGCGGGCAGGACCAUCCGGAAGCGUGAUGUGGAGCUGUUUGUUCGUCACGGCAAAACUGGAGACAUGUCGUGGCUAACAGGGAAGGGCACCUAAAGCCACGGAUGGCUGAGCUCUCCUGAUGCUGCACUCGCUGUGGGGAGAUGGGACAGCAGCUCCAUGGCCUGGUGGGAACCCCAUGGCUCAGCCAUUUCCCUUUGAGACCUUGAUGAACCUGCCUUCAAGUCUUCCAGGAGGAUCUCACACAGCUCCUCUGCCCCUGUGCCUGCUGGGCUGGGGAUGGGGCUCUGCUGUUGCAGUUGCUGUGGAAUGCUGGAAAAGCAGCCCACAGAGAGCGUGAGGCUUGGCACUGGCAGUGGGCAUGGGCGCCAUACGGCUCUGGAUGCUGCCAUAGGGCUGAGGGUCCCCAGGCGGGUGUGCCCCACGCAUGUCCCUCACUCCCAUAAGCAGCACGAGUGCCUUUGGUUGCUCCUGUGCUUUCAUGCAUGAUGCUCCUUUCCAAGUUCUCUUUGCUCCCAGCAGAGCUCCAGCGCGCAUCCCUGCGGAGCCUGACAUCCGCUCCUUGCCUGCAUGGCUGCUGCUUUUGCCACAGCUCUCCCUGUGCCCACCCACCCCCGGGGGCAUCUGGGUGGGCCAGGAGAUUACACUGGGUGAUCUCUGUGCAGCUGGUGCUUGUGUUGUCCAGGCUGGUCCUGUGCAGCCCCACCAGUAGAGGGGUCUCUGUCCAUGCUAAGGGCUCUGGAGCUCAUCAGUCCCCAUGCCAGAGUCUCCUGUACUGGAGCAGCCAAGGGCUGGGAUUCGUUCCCUGUCUCCUGGGGCUUGGUCUGGGCUGGGGCACUGGCCGCUCUCGGGCCCAUUGCUGGAGUGCAUUGCAGGGAUACUGAGAGCUGUGAUGGCUCAGCUGCAGCCCUGGGCUGGGCGGCCACCCUUCCAGCCAGCCUUGACAUAUCUCUCCUUAAUGCUAUCAUGGGAUCAGUGCUGUUGCUGAGGUGUUAUUCGAGGAAAAGUAGCUGGGGGAGCAUUUCUGGCUGUCCAUUCUCUGGCACAUGUCCAGUGUAGACAAUCCUGCAUAGCCCACCAUGCUCGUACUCUGCUGUCCUGUUUCUGGCCCCAUGCUGAAGAAGAGCCAUGUCUCCAGCUCAGGAGUGGACCUGGCCAGCCACAGUCCAGAGUCCAUCAGCCCAGCAGAGUGGGGGUUGAGAGUCCCCCUAGGAGAGACUCCAGUGCUUUGUUCUGGGGGCAACUCCUUCCCCAGCAGUGUUUUACCCUGAGUCCCAAACAAGAGGAUUUAUAUUUUUAAUUUGAUUCACCCCCUGUGAAUUAAAGCAAUACUAUUCUUGG
Molecule: messenger RNA, 3238 nt
Organism: Melospiza georgiana
Lineage: Eukaryota; Metazoa; Chordata; Aves; Passeriformes; Passerellidae
Gene: AIFM3
Product: apoptosis inducing factor mitochondria associated 3
Exons: 21
Coding region: 176-1993 (605 amino acids)
Biological process (GO): execution phase of apoptosis
Cellular component (GO): mitochondrion; cytoplasm
Molecular function (GO): flavin adenine dinucleotide binding; 2 iron, 2 sulfur cluster binding; oxidoreductase activity, acting on NAD(P)H
Source: RefSeq, a predicted model, not a curated record